AUGGCCGAACAGCAGAAGCUCCUGAUCUCGAUGAUUCCCUUAGCCAAUGGUUUCGGAGGGGCUUCUCGGCCAUCCACAUGCAACAACCCCAUGGAGUCCAUGGUUCUCGCUCGGACGUGUUUUCAUCGCCUCGUUGAUAACCAGGUUCCUUUACUUCAAAUUGAGCCAUUAGAGCGAGACCAAGAUUCCAAAGUCGACAUUUCAAGAGAAUCCGAGGCCGCUCAGAACCCUAACGACAUCAUCUACCGAACCACUAUAGAGCUCGUCUAUGAUUUGCCAGGAAAGCCUCGUCAAGGCCCCGAAGACAGUUCUCUUCAACUAUCGGAUUCAUUCCUGUCUGGUUCUGUCGAUAUCUUGGCAGAAACGAGUGCCAAUUUCAGCGACAACUCCGACGCUUUUCAUACACCUGAGUUGUCGGUGCUGAGUAGCGAAGAUGACGCUUCGCAGCACAUGAUACCACCAGAUGCACCCGUGAACAGCCAGAACAGCUCUCCUGAUCUUACUCCCUCUAGUCCCCAGUCAUACCCUCCACCUGACUCGGACGACGAUGCUGACAGGGUAGGCUUAACAAUCAACGCAUCGGAGGUCAUUCGCCUCGUUAACGAGACUGCACACCCUCUAAAAAGUUUCCAACGCCUUCCCAGCGAUUGCACGGAUCUCGCCUCUGGCGUACCUGCUGUAUUAGUUGUCACUGAUUUGCUUACUGUCCACCCCGAAACGGACGGAAUUUUGUCAGAAGACACCGGCCCCUCUUCGACUGCUGACACCACUGACACCGCUCAGGAUUCGGCAGGCAGUCAGGAUCCCGCUCGAAUUGAAUCCGUCGAGGCUACCUAUGUGGAUGACCCACAGAAUGAAAGCAAACCGGUGGAUGGUGCGGACAAACUUACCAACGGGGAAGACUCGGGAUCUUGUCCUGCCGCAUCCGAAAACGCCCCUCGAGCCAAUCCUCCGUCCUCACCUCGACAUACAGCAGACAGACCCAAUUGGGCUCUAGCACCUGACGAUACACCUGUCUCAAAAGCCACAAACACGAACCCGAAGCAGCCGCGCAAAAGCGAGCGUCGUCGCGGACCUCGUCGAGGAAGACAUAAGGUGGAGAACAAUGCUGAAAAUAGCGCUUCGGAUCGUACUAGCAAACCGAUAGUAAAUGAAGCCGACUUCCAUGAAGCGCCCUUCUUCUCCGAAGCGCGAACGCCAAGCAAUAACACAAAUACGUCAGGGAAUGGCGGGACAGGGCAAAUUACUUUCGUAAGGGAGGACUUCAGGCACACUUCCAAUUCCGGAAAUUCUUCGCCACCCAUUCCAUCCAGUUUCAGGUCGGACAAGGAGAAGCCAGAUGAAAUGUCCUCUUGCACGCCAGCUGAAAAGGCACCUCUUCCGAGAAUUGUCUUCGAUUCUAUUCUCCCGAAUUUGGGAGCUCCCUCUUCUGUCAUAUAUAGCACCGGUACACAGCACGACUCCUCCCAUCUUACGGACAAGUCGAUGACUCCGGAGAAGCCAGAAAAACGACCAAUACAUCGCUCGCCCGGCUGGAAGGCAGCGCUGGCUCUCCCUACGAUCGUAGAAUCCAAUUCUGAUCUCGGUCAUGAGGACCUCGGGAAGGACACUUCUUGGAUUAUAUAUCAAUCAUCUGCCUCGCCGCACGCCCAUUUCUUGGGGCGACCAGCGGCAAAAGAAAUUCCAAAUGAACCUGGCCAGGCCGACAUAGACGGAGGGUCGAAGGGCGCUCGAUCCACUGGGCCGAAAAGGUCUACCGCAACAUUUGUGAAAGCGAGCUCGGACUCGAGGCGAAUUGACUCACCUUCUUUGACGAUCCCGAAUUCUGAUGACAGCAAGCAGCACAGAUUGUCCUGGCCUUCUCUGGAAGAAGAGCUCCGCUUUCACGCAGCGGCGCGGCAACCUCUUUUGUGGCAUGGCGUGAGGGAUGAAUAUCCUUCCCAUGGCCUUGGGAUGACGACGGUCGAUCCAAACCCGCCGCUGUUAAAGCUGGGCCCAGUCGUGGACGGAAAACCCAGAGAAAGAGGGAGACAUGAAGCAGAUCAAAGCCGCCCAUUCGAAAGCUUCUCCCUUUAUGACCAGACAGGCGCUACUGCGAGCUUAGGGUCCAAACCAGCCCAUUUGGAUGUAGAUAUGCCACUUCAACGAGCCAUUUCCCGAACUCAUCAAUCUCAAAGAGACGAUGGGACUCUCCGACCUAUCUUAGCAAGAUCGCACUCUCAGCGGGGCCUGAGGUCUGAAUGGGAUGGCUCAAAAGCCGGUAACCGUAGUGCUGAACAACAACACACGUCUGUAAAUGCGAAUAUGUCUUCGACACACUCUCAGACGCAAAGCUUUCAAGAUCCAAGAAUGUCUGGGAUCCUUCAAUCCACUGGAUUCCACCAAGAGACCCAGAGGUCUACUGCUGCCUCGGAGCAACGUCACCGAAGCAAUCCACGCUCCAUCCCCACUCUUACUGGGAAUUCUAAGAACGCCUAUCAUUCUGCACCGACUCGGUUCAUGUCGCCGUCAAUCAAGGAAGCACUUAUCAACAGCAGCGUCAACGAGGUAUGUCUCCCGGAGGUCAACCAGGGAUGGCAAGCGCGGCAAGCGACGUCUUUCAAGCACCAUUUCGCCACGACAAUCCCUUCGUUCAUGGGUUCGAGGGGUGGCUAG
Cyclocybe aegerita is the source of this 2655-nucleotide messenger RNA. NCBI's taxonomy places the organism in Eukaryota, Fungi, Basidiomycota, Agaricomycetes, Agaricales, Hemipholiotaceae. The record is from the annotation of a GenBank genome assembly.